Molecule: messenger RNA, 2044 nt
Organism: Xyrichtys novacula (pearly razorfish)
Lineage: Eukaryota; Metazoa; Chordata; Actinopteri; Labriformes; Labridae
Source: the annotation of a GenBank genome assembly
GAAUAUUCAUGACAUAGGUCUGCCGAGUCCGACGUGCCUCACCCUGCUGUUUGUGUCUGCGUCUGGCUCAUCGCUAGAGAAUGUGGGAUGUGAAGUCAUGUAAUAUCUGCCUUUCAGUCUUUCACCGGAAGAGAACCCAUAGCAGAUGAAGACAGGGCAGUGCUUUGCUUGGUAAGUAAAGUUUCCAACGAGUCACGUUGAUGAGGAAACUUGCAGCAGCUGUGCGUAAUUGCGCGCCUAUCUGAAAAAGUUAGUCAGUUCCUUUUCUUUCUUCAAUGUUUUAACUUGGAUGCAGGCCAGGUCUAACUGUCAUUUUAAAACCACUCCUCCUCUUGAGAAUUUGUUAACAUCUCUGCUCUGCUGGGUGCUAUUUCAGGUCAUUUGGAUCCGGUUACAGCUGCAGUCGAAGAACUUGCCAAACAGGUUCUGGUACCGCCUUAAAUACAUCUCUAUAUAAACGCGCCCCGGUCUUCCCACAAACUAGAAACUACAAGAAGCGCACAAACACUCCUCAGAAAGGGGAACUCUAUCAUCAUCACCGCAACUCGCCUGAUUCACAGGACAGCCAAUCCGUGCCUCAGCAUUACAGACAAGCAGCUGCCCUCUUAAUCCGAUCAACCCGGAAUUAAAGCAGGACACUCACAGAGGAGACGCAACCAGACAAGAACUCGGACUCGCUUUCAUUUUAGCUCCAAAGAGUAACAAACAAACUCGCCAAGAUGAUGAUGCAGCUGACAGAAACACCUAACCAGAAAAACUCCCUCUUCAACGCCAUGAACCGCUUCAUCGGCGCCGUCAACAACAUGGACCAGACCAUCAUGCUGCCCAGCAUGCUCCGGGACGUCCCGCUUGAGGAGGACCGGGAGUUGAGCCACCUGAAAACAGAGGAAGAGGAAGGGGACAUGUACAGCUACUACCAGCUGCUCAAAUCCAUCCGCAGGGACAUCGAGUGGGGGGUCAGGUGCGCUGCGGCUGACGAGAGGCGCAUGGAGAAAAUGAAGAUCACCCGCAUGAACUCUUCCGCGUCCACCUCUUCCUCUGCAUCAACUUCAUCAUCAUCAUCAUCCGAGGAGGAAGACGAGGAGGAGGACGAGGAUUUGGAGAAGACGUUCCAGUACCACCUCACCGGGCUGCAGGAUGUGCUGUCCAAGCUGACACAGCAGGCAAACUGUCUCACCAAGCGCUACAAGCAGGAGAUUGGAAUCGGUGGAUGGGGCCAGUAAACCCUGAAAAAUGGACUUCUUAUCUCACUGGCUGAACUGAUUUCUUUUGAAAGGCCUUUUUAUGCUGCUGUUUACACUACUGAUGAAAUACAAGGACAAAGAUUUGAAUGGUAGAGAAAAAGGCAGCUUAAUCUUCUCUUUAGGCCUACAUGGUGUUGGUCUACUCUGUGGUAUGGACUGUAGAUGUGUUGAUCCCCGAGAACGCCUUUGUGUACUAACAACAAACUUUUAUUUUUUUGCACUCCAUUGUGUUGUACACAUCAUGCAUUCGGCUCCUGUGAUACACAGAUGAAACGUAUUUAUACCUUUUUAUUUAAUGUAAUUUAUUACCUCAGAUUGUGUGUCUUAGAGCCACAUGUAAUUUCAAAAACAAGAGAAGAAGAAGACUGCAUGAACUACAGGACCAGCUGUCUGAACCGCCUCUCUGUGGGGGUAUACUGACAGAGGAUUCGGCUCUCUGUCUGCACAGCUGAUGAUGUCAGUGUGUUCAGAUGUGUGUCUGUGUCUGUGUGUGACCAGUCUGUCUUUGAAUCUAAUGUGUCCAUGUCUUUAAAUUCUGCUCACAUGGAAGGAGGCAGAUGCUUAGUGUAGCCGCCUGUGAUCUCCUCAUGUCCUACAUGGUCAGUGAACCAGAAUCAUCUGCAGAGAUAACAAUGAGGUUUUUCUACAACAUGCUUUUGUUGUUGUCUUUUACUUGCUGUUUUCAUGGUAUUACUGGAGAUGUCCAUCUGUUAAAAUAAGGAAAUGCUUUUAUAUGCACCUUCUGCACAAUUUUUGUACUGAUAUUUUGUUUCAAAAAUAAACUUUUAUAUGAACUUAAU